UCUUCCCCUCCUACAUCAGUACCACGUGGGGUGGUGGUUUAACUCCCUUUUUUUGUUGAAGAUAUUGGAAAGUAACGAAGUGAUUGAGUCAUUGAAAGACGAGAACGAGAGAGGGGUAAAAAGGGACGGAAAUCAUAAGAGACUGGGGCUGAAAACAGUGCACACGUGAUUCUUCAUUGUUUUUGCAACACUUGGGUUAUGUCCUGGACUCUCUCCUCAGAGUAGUUCAACUCUGAGGUCAGUACCGCCAAGGACCUCAAUCGAACCACAGGUAGAGGACACCCUAAACUAAACCAGGCCUGAAAUCAAGCGCCAGCUAAUCAAGUCUGCAUACUGAGGCGAACCAAUCUCCGCAGAGCACCGGAACAUGAAUUUAAUUGAGUCAGAGCUGGAGGCUGAUCAGGGACAGAAUGCAACCCCUUUUUUCCCUGACAAAAACUCGACGCUGUUGAGAAAACCAAGGAUAGGACUCGUGAAGGAUGAUCUCAAGUUCUUGAAAACUGUCGAGCCAAUGCCCACCACCGUAAUGGGGCCUGUCAACUUCACUGCCUAUGACACAGGGAGGGACAUCAUACCUGUUUACUGCUCCAUUCUUGCAGCAGUUAUUGUGGGACUUGUCAUCUAUGUUACCGUGAAAUGCUGGAACACGUGCAAGCAGAAGCAGCAGCUGGCCAAGGCGCGGGCUGGUGAGCUCGACGGAGGAGGUGAAGUUGUUCAUGCAGACCCAGCCCUUUACAGUAAGCUUCCACCGCAGAAACGGGAGGAGAUUGAGCAACUACUUGAUGGCCCGGGAGCAAACCGAGCUGACUGGCGCAACCUGGCACAUCUCCUAGGCUACGAUGAGGAGCGUGUGGCCACUAUUGGCCGAGGGGAGGAUCCGGCUCACACGCUGCUGUCUGAUUGGUCGAUGAGGGCUGAUGCUAACUUGGAUGUGCUUUGUAAGGCUCUGGGAAGGAUGGACAGGAAUGACAUCAUAGAACGCCUAAAAUCAGAGCCAGCUGUGACUUCUGUAGUGUGAAGGAGAAGCCAGUACCCAGUGUCAGAGACUGAGUGGGUCACCCUAAUUCAAAAGUCCAUCUUGUUCUUGCAAAUUUAUUUAAAAGUAAACUCCCUGGUUGUAGCUUGGACAUGAGGCAAUCCAUUACCUGUAUGAACUGGAAAUCUAUCAGUAGCCAUUCACUUAUACCUGACAACUCAGCAUGAAAUUUGUGGGGAAUUUUCAUUUCUGUUGAUUUUGAGCAUCGUGCAUCCUGCACUCUGUUACUCAGGCUGUGUGCCCUGUCCAGCCUCAUUUGGAGUUUUUUUACAUCUGCUCAAUUCCUCCUCUUGGACUAAUUCCCAUUUGUAGAUUCCUUGAACUCUCACCCUCCAAAGCCUCUUGAAAGUGCCUUCACUUUGUCUGGAGCAGCAAAUUUUGGGAACUUUUUGGAGAGGCAACAUGACCAAGCCAGUCUUCUCUGCAGCUGAUCUGACAAGGUGGGACAGACUCUUCCUAACAGCUGAGGGAAAGGGAGGAAGAAGCUGAAUCACAGUGCAUUAUUCAGGCUUGGGAUUCCUCCACAUUAAAUUUAGCAAGUUAAUAUGGUUUUCUAGAUUCUGCAGGUGUUACCCAACUUGUCAAAGGACGAGUUUAAGACCAUUCUCCUUGAUGGUGGUAUUCCACAUUCAUAAAUCACAUUGUAUGGAACAAGUUAGACACUCAAAAUGACAAUAAGCUUCUGUGACUCCUUACAAAAUGGUUUCCUUCAAAUGGAAGUCAACACUGGUGCAUUAACCCACCAAGGUUAAGGAAGGGGAAAAUGGAGUCACUGUGGACUGGUGAACUAUUAGAGUAUGCAUUAAUUGAGUAGAGAGGCCUAGAAACUGCUUUGUAGCAUUGACUUGACCUGGGGAUUUUUGGGUGGGGGAGGAGGGAGGGGUUUAACUGAGCACUGUUUGUGGAAGUUAUGUAGUGCAGACUUCAGAUAUGAGGUUCCAUAAGUUUUGCUAGAUGCAUAAAGCUGCACUAAAAAUGAUAGUAUCAGCAGAACAUUGUGUUAAUGUGCAAGAAGUUCUUGCAGUUGUUGCAAGUUGCCAGCGUGUACAAUUUUUUGCAGUCUCUGAAUGCUGGAACUUCUGAGGGAAGCCUGUGCCCAGUCUGUCUGCUCUGGUGAGCCACAGGAAAUGUAGAUCAAGUCUCAGUCAGUUUGGAAUUUGAGUGUUCUAAUUUAGUAGUGAGCAGCAAUGUGGUAGAUAUCUUUAGGAACAGAAGCUAGGAAUGAUCCUGGGAAGCUGAGAGUGACUGUGCCUCUAAACGUUAUGGGCAUGGGGUUGUAUAAGGUCAAAUAUCUUGCAAGUCUUUACUCUUUUUAAGUAACAUUUUAGUGGAAACAGGAUUAGAAAAACAAAGCAAAACACAAACUGCUGAGGAACUCAGAGGUACUGACAGUCUGUGAAUAGAAAUGGACAGCUGAUGUUUCUGGUUAAGACCCCUCCUCUCGUAAAACAAAAUCUAGUUGAUCUGUGGAUAGAUUAGACAUGCUAGGUUGGAAAUCACACUGCAGUUGAAUGUUUUGCACUACCAUUUGUGUCAUUUAGUGGAGUUUUAACCAGCUAAGAAAUGCUAGGCAGAAGGAUCAAAAGUUCAAUGAGAAAUGAGGUGAAUUUUCUGGUGUGGACGGCAUCCAGAAAUAUGCCAACCCAACUUUCUGCAGCACAGUAGUUUUUAUUUUGCAGUCAUGUGAUUUAAUUUAAUGCCUGAGUAAUUGGGGAGGACCCCAAUUUUUAGUUAGAACCUCUACAUUGUAAUCCCAUAAGAUGCUCUAAGUCAUGAAAGGCAGUUCGAGAGAGAAGUGGAGUAGGGAGAGUUGGUCUGUGUGAGAAAAUGUUCCUAGAGAAAACAGGCAGCAGUAUCAUGAGAAAUGGAUUAAUGUGUUAUUCUCAAAAACCCAACUUAUUUGGCCAAAACCCGUCUUUGCCUAGAGUUCACAAUGAAAUUUCACAUUGUAAAUAGAUACAAAGUUUUCAGAGUCCGUGUGAAAUAAAUUCAAAUCUGUCUCUGAACCUCCUUCCCAAUGGAAGGAAUGUAGAUUUAAUCCAACUGUAGGAUAACGUGUAAAACAGAAUACACAAAUGCAGAAGUUUCCAAGAGAAUUUGGUAUAAAUGUUGCCUGAUUCCUAAAGAGAAUUGUGUGUGAAACCCCAAUGUAGCUUGGUCAGUGGUGGAUCUGUGAUUAAUGCUCAGCCCAUUAGAAAUUAUGGGGAGGCAUACCUGUACUAAAGAAUUUCAGAGGGGACUGUAACUUUGCUCAGCCUAAUCAUUGCUAAUGCUGUCUCUUCACAAACUACAGAGUGCUGAGUAUUGAAACCUUCACUUAGAUUCAUACAGUGUUCAAUCAAUCCAAUUAAAGUCAGAUUUAUCAAAAUGAUCCCUUAUUAAAGCAGUUGUUGUAUUGAAUAAAAUGGCAGCUCAUGCCCAAUAAUGAAGUAUUUACUAAUUUGUCAUUUUUGAGGCAAUAUGCUAGCAUUAUUUGUAUUGUUUAUAUAUUUUUUAAUAUUAAAUACUGGACAUAGGUAGAAAAGGCACAGCCUUGGAGGAGGAAGCUUUUAACUCACUUUUUUAUGGAACGUACAUAAAGGAAUGAACAGGGGCCUUUUUGGCUCUUUGUUUCAAAUUGUCUCAAUUUGAUAUUGUACUGUAAUCGUGUUAGUGUCUUAUGAAUAAAUUCAUAUCCUAGAUAAUCAAUUUUACAUUAUGGCAAAUAAACAUUUGGAAAAAAUCAUAA
Molecule: messenger RNA, 3764 nt
Organism: Hypanus sabinus (Atlantic stingray)
Lineage: Eukaryota; Metazoa; Chordata; Chondrichthyes; Myliobatiformes; Dasyatidae
Product: tumor necrosis factor receptor superfamily member 16-like
Exons: 5
Coding region: 368-1018 (216 amino acids)
Biological process (GO): Rho protein signal transduction
Cellular component (GO): cell surface; plasma membrane
Molecular function (GO): death receptor activity; coreceptor activity; nerve growth factor binding
Source: RefSeq, a predicted model, not a curated record